This is a messenger RNA of Lingula anatina, 2322 nucleotides long. Its product is annotated as transcription factor Sox-11-B-like. Gene Ontology annotation, biological process: neuron differentiation; brain development; positive regulation of transcription by RNA polymerase II. NCBI's taxonomy places the organism in Eukaryota, Metazoa, Brachiopoda, Lingulata, Lingulida, Lingulidae. Gene Ontology annotation, molecular function: RNA polymerase II cis-regulatory region sequence-specific DNA binding; DNA-binding transcription activator activity, RNA polymerase II-specific. The record is from RefSeq and is a predicted model, not a curated record. Gene Ontology annotation, cellular component: nucleus.
UCUGUGAUUAGAUCUCGCGUGGCUAAAUAGGGUGCGAGUGAUCGUGUUAGUCAGUUCAAGCUGUAGUCUUCCAAAGCAGUGCUACGUGAAAAUCACUACGAAAAGACUUGCUAAAUUUACCGUUUUUACCACAAGUUGGACAUCUUUUAGUUUUCUAUGUUAAGGCUGGAGCUAUUCUGAAGCCCAUCGAUGUGAAAUCAUGGUUCCGCAAAACAGCAACGGUACACCCGACCAGUUCGGCUCACAGAUCGUGAAGCCCGACUCCGUGACCCCUUACUCGGACGCUACUCAGUGUAAGAAGUCUUCCAACCACAUCAAGCGUCCGAUGAACGCCUUUAUGGUAUGGUCGCAGAUCGAGAGAAGGAAAAUUAGUGAGGUGGCCCCAGAUAUGCACAACGCCGAGAUCAGCAAGCGCCUGGGCAAGCGAUGGAAGAUGUUAAACGACGUUGAACGCCAGCCAUUCAUCGAGGAAGCUGAGCGUCUGAGAUUACUACACAUGCAGGAAUAUCCUGACUACAAGUACAGACCAAGGAAGAAGGUGAAGCCCAACCCCAAGUCUGAGACGAGUGGGAAGGUCGUGAAAAGCACCUCCUCCGGUAAGAAAAGUGAUAGACUUAAAAGUAAGCAUCCUGGCGCUGUCCGCUCUAGUUUCACUUCAUCUAACAGCAGCGACAGCAGCGAGCUGAAUAACAAUCGACUCAAAUUGAAACUGACUAUUGAUAAGAAGUUCAAAGACAACAUUAGAGAGAGUAAGUACGUGCCCGUCUCGGCGUGUCAGCUCACACCUCCGGCCAAAGUCCCCUCCAGCCCCAGCUCCGAGCUGCCAGCCACCCCGGAGUCGACCAGUUUCUACGAAGACAUGUACGAUAGUUACGAUGUUCCCAGUCACAAUAACAACAACCUCUCGCCUCAAGAAAUGAAAGCUCAGCAGCUCCCAGUCGCGAUCAGCUCGCAACAGCAGCAAUAUCAACAACUACAGACCUCAGACGUCGCCAUGCAAAUUGACAAUGCAACAACAGGCCAGAAUACGACCCUCACAGACUUGGAUAAUCUCACGGACAUUCUUCAGGUACCAAACAACUGGCAGUAUGAGCAAGGGACCCUGCUGGAUUUGGGGAAACUUGCAGAUACUGACUUUAAUCUGGACACUUUGCCGUUGGUUUCGUCUCAUUUUGAAUUUCCCGACUACUCAACGCCAGAGGUAGCCGAGAUGAUAGACGGGGACUGGCUGGAAACCAGUCUCGGCUCCUUAGUCCCCACUAAGUGACUCGGUUCACCAUGGAAACCGCUGAUGAAGGCGCAACGUGCUCAGUGACUAUUAGGUUAGACGCUGCAGGGACUUUUCAUAAGUGACCUAGGUCACUCGUUGAUAGCGCAUCAAGUUUCUAUGGCGACCAGACAUGUAAAUAUUCUGUACAGAUCAUUCUUCAUCAUUCAUUUUGUCACCCACGUCAUCGCAUUAUUUCUUUCAUAUUCUUCAUCAUUGAACACUGACGAUUAUUUAUUCUAUGCACCACAGACUUUGAACUUUUCAUACUCUAUGAAUUAAGGACCAUUCAACGUGGAUUGCAAUAUUAUAUUUUUGUGAUUAUGAUAAGGAGAGGACAGACCUGACUGCGAUAUUAAAGCCAUAUGUAACUUUUUCUAUUCCAUAUUUGCAAUGACUUGGAAGUUCAACUUAGCAGGGCUAUGAACACAAGGAAACUAUUCACAUCGAUGUAUAUAUAUAUAGACUCGAACAAACUCAGCUUGAGUUAAUUUUGUACAGACAUUGAGAAAGAAAAGGGUCGAUUGAAAAGAGCCGGGCCGGCCAGGCGGCUUUUGUAUGUAGUUAUUCCUGUAUAUAUACAGAGGAUUAUAACGGACCAGAGUCUAUUUAGUUUUCUCAGCCAAAAAUUUUGUACGUUUCCUACAAUUUUAUAAAAGGCGGUUUCUAUAUAUAAAUAUUAAGUUUAGUUUUGCAUUCUUUCCAAACACCAUAAUUUUCGUCAUGUCGAUUUAAUAUUAAGCUUUUAUAUAAGUUUUGGAUGUUUUUAAAACCGCAUACUAUGCGUGGGUAGUUUGUAAUUACUUAUGUAUGUGAACAUACUCUUAUGUAUUUGUGUUGUAGUUCUAAGGGGAACGCCUCCCCGAUUAUAAUACUUUACACAUACCGUUUAGUAAUGUGUGUAUAAAAAUCGUAAGUUAUUAUUUCCAUCGAAAGACAUUGCAAUAUUUUGAGGGCACAGAAGGCCUUUGUGAUUUAUAGUAAUUCCUAAAUGGAUAUUUGUACACGAGAAGCCUAUAUUAUUGUAGUAAAAAAGAAUCUAAAAUUGAAAAGAA